Messenger RNA from Ceratina calcarata, 2826 nucleotides. RefSeq names its product N-acetylgalactosaminyltransferase 7 (gene Pgant7). Gene Ontology annotation, cellular component: Golgi apparatus. Lineage: Eukaryota; Metazoa; Arthropoda; Insecta; Hymenoptera; Apidae. Gene Ontology annotation, molecular function: polypeptide N-acetylgalactosaminyltransferase activity. Gene Ontology annotation, biological process: protein O-linked glycosylation. The coding region runs from base 369 to 2114 and encodes 581 amino acids. The record is from RefSeq and is a predicted model, not a curated record. The transcript has 11 exons.
AUCAACAACUCGGAAAUUACCUCCUAAUCUGUAUAAAAGUACACAUUACAUAUGUGUAAAUAGAAAUACAUACUAAAACACAUAGGUGUGUGUGUGUGUGUGCGUUAGGUGAAAUGUGCAUUUGCUAUCUGAUUGAGAAACAAGUGAGUGUACGUACCUACACAUAAAUAAAUAGGGAUUAAGUAUGUGAAAGAGAGACACGUUGGCUGUUGUGAAGCAACGCAGCUUCAGAAUUUUUUAAACGAUGAUUCUGUUUAGUACGCUAUAAUUUUUAAUGUUGUCGACACGUUUGAAAGAUUAAUUUAUUGCAGUUUACUUUAUCCGGUACGUUCUGUGCAUACUUACUCGAGAUAAGUAUACCAGACAAAAUGAGAAUUGUACAGUUAAGAAGAAAUCGUCUUCUCAGUAUUACUUUGUCUGCUGUCUGUAUUUUAUGUACGCUGUACCUUGUUAUAAAUUUCUUUUCUGAGGAACCCAUAAAUAAUAUCAAGGAAUAUUGGUCGGAUAGUCUUAAAGGAAAACAAGUCCCAAUUUUGGUAAAAGAACUUGGCAACUUUGAGCCAAAACAUGUACCAGUUAAAAGUGGACCUGGCGAAGGAGGUAAACCUCAUAUACUUAGAGACGAUCAGCAAAAUGAUGUUCAGCAAUCAGAAUCAGAGUACGGUAUGAAUAUGGUAUGCUCCGAUGAAAUAUCAAUGGACAGAACAAUUCCUGAUACAAGAAUGCCCGAGUGCAAGCAUUGGAAUUAUCCAGAGGAUCUUCCUCGGACUAGUGUAAUCAUAGUGUUUCAUAACGAAGGCUUUUCAGUACUAAUGAGAACUGUUCACAGUGUGAUAAAUCGUACACCUCCACAGUUUUUGGAGGAAAUUUUAUUAGUAGAUGACUUCUCUGAUAAAGAUAAUUUGAAGGGCGAUUUGGAAUCGUACAUAGAGAGGUGGGGAGGAAAAGUUAAAUUAGUAAGGAAUUAUGAAAGGAAAGGUUUGAUAGGAACGAGAUCGCGUGGUGCUCGGGAGGCUAAGGGCGAAGUUAUAGUAUUUUUGGACGCCCAUUGCGAAGUUAAUAUUAACUGGUUAUCCCCUCUUUUGGCUCCAAUUGCUGCCGACAGAACUGUGAUGACAGUUCCGAUUAUUGAUGGAAUUGAUCAUAAGACUUUCGAGUACCGACCUGUGUACCAGGAAGGUCACUUAUAUCGGGGUAUCUUCGAGUGGGGUAUGUUGUACAAAGAAAAUGAACUUCCUGCUCGGGAAAAGAAAUCACGACCUUACAACAGUAUGCCGUACAGGUCACCUACUCAUGCCGGAGGUUUGUUCGCGAUAAAUCGUGAAUAUUUCUUGUCGUUGGGCGGAUAUGACGACGGCCUUCUCGUAUGGGGCGGAGAAAACUUCGAGUUGUCGUUUAAAAUAUGGCAAUGUGGUGGAAGUAUUCUUUGGGUACCUUGUUCUCAUGUCGGACACGUGUACAGAGGUUUCAUGCCUUAUACUUUUGGCAAACUGGCGAAUAAGAAGAAAGGACCAUUGAUAACUAUAAAUUACAAAAGAGUUGUUGAGACUUGGUUCGAUGAUAAGUACAAAGAAUUCUUUUAUACAAGGGAGCCCUUAGCACAGCUGCUCGAUCAUGGCGAUAUAUCCGAGCAAUUGGAAUUCAAAAGACGAAAACGAUGUAAAAGUUUUCAGUGGUACAUGGAGAACAUAGCUUACGAUGUUUUCGAUAAAUUCCCUGAGUUACCUCCGAAUAUUCAUUGGGGAGAGUUACGCAACGUAGCAACAGGGUCAUGUCUAGACACAAUGAGUCAUUCACCUCCCAGUUUAAUGGCCACGACUGAUUGCCAUGGAUUUGGAAAUAAUCAGUUAAUUAGAUUAAACGCGAGAGGUCAAUUAGGCGUUGGAGAACGGUGCAUAUCAGCUGAUAACCAGGGCGUGAAAUUUGUAUUCUGUCGUUUGGGAACCGUGGAUGGUCCAUGGCAGUACGACGAGAAAACGAAAACAAUGCUGCACAGAUUGCACAAGAAGUGCAUGGCGCUCCAUCCUCAAACCCAACAAUUGUCGUUGAUGCCAUGCGACAUCAACAAUACGUAUCAACAGUGGACUUUCCAUCAGAUUCAUCCACGAUGGUAAAGGACCGUAAGUACUAGUUUUAUGCCGAAUCAAAGACUUGAGGAAAACUUUACCUACACAUUUAACUAUUUCACUUUUACACUUGAAUUGUGAUUAAGAUACUUGAUUAUUUUUCAUUCUCUUGUCGUAAACAAUUCAAGUGCGAACGUAAAAUGUGCGAACGUAACGUGAAACCAUAUUACGUAUUGCUUUUUUUACUAACAUUAUUAUGUUAUAAAAUCUAAACCGAGAUGAGAUUUUUUUCUCAGUGUGAAAUCACGUUAAGCUUUAUUUAUGCCUGAUCAUUGUGUCUAAGUGCAAUUCAUAAUUUUAAUAUAAUUCAUACACAUAUUUAUAUAUAAUUUUCAUGAAACGUGUUUUAAACCAACAUGUAAUAACAUGAUUUGUUAAAACGCGAAUCGAACUUGCGAUUUCCUAUAAUCUUGAAUGUACACGGCUCGUCUUAUGUCACGAUAUUCUUUUAACCGGACGUAGAAUAAACUUAUAACUGCAAUGAUGCCCGUUUUAAGUACACUUUUUUGCUAAAUACAAAGUUUAUCUGAUAAACUUUCGUCACAAUUCAUUCGCAUUUGACAUAACUUACUUCGUUAAAUAAUUUUUGAAGUUCUUUGAUCCUGAUUGAUGUACACAAAGCGGGCAUCAUUGCUUUUUUCCUGUGAACAAAUACAUACUGCCUACUCCUACUCGAAAUAAAGAAGAGGUCUCUCGACUA